AUGCCUGAAGACUGUGUACAAAGGAUCAUCAAGGUAGGGAAGAAGAGUCUACCAUCUGUUCUGACCAGAGGGAUGGAAAUAGACGACAAUUCUACCAUAAUCACUGAAGAUGAUUGGAGAAAUCCUAUCAUAAAUUACUUGCAAUAUCCAGCCCUGCCCUCUGAAAAGAGAGUCAGAAUCAUGGCUUUAAACUACCUUAUGUGGAAUGGAGAUUUGGUCCGAAAAAGCGAGGAUGAGGUACUUCUAAGGUGCCUUGGAAAGAAAGAAUACAUGAAAGUCAUGGGAGAAACUCAUGAAGGAAUCUAUGGAGCUCACCAAGGUGGAAGAAAGAUGUGCUGGUUAAUCAGAAGAUACGACUACUUCUGGCCAACUAUGAUGAAAGAUUGCAUUGACUAUUCCAUGGGAUGUGAGGCUUGUCAAAGGCACGGCCCAAUCCAGCAGACUCUUUCAGUUCCCAUGAAUCCAGUAGUAAAACCAUGGCCUUUCAGAGGAUGGACAAUGGAUCUUAUUGGCAAAUCUAUCUAG
This is a messenger RNA of Prunus armeniaca (apricot), 525 nucleotides long. NCBI's taxonomy places the organism in Eukaryota, Viridiplantae, Streptophyta, Magnoliopsida, Rosales, Rosaceae. The record is from the annotation of a GenBank genome assembly.